AAACCAAGAUGUACAGGAAUGUGAGUUUUUCGGUAUUUUAUUAUGUAUGGCUUCUAUUCUGGAUAUAUCCCAUCACCUCACAUUCUCUUAUUAAUCCCCUUUGAGGGGUUUGUCCUCCCGGUCAGUCGGUGCCCACCCUGGGAUGUAGCCGGGCACUUGCCCCUCCUCAGCAGGUGAGGCCGGGUGGGCUCGGAGCCUGUGGGCUUUGUUACAUUCCUGUGCAGACACUCAGCAGCCGCUCCAUGAGGAAGGGCAGGGACUGAGCCGCUCCAACCGGUCGGACAGGUAAGGAGCUUGUUGACACCGUUAUAUUUACAGUACGCAUGCGCGCUGCGGCAGUUCCUGGUGCGGUUUUUCUAUUGCUCGUUUUCUCGGAAGUUUUUGGAGUGCGGGUACAGGUAGCGGAGCACACCUGAGCUGUGCCGAACCCACCCGCCACUGGACCCGUCCUCCCCAACACUUCUGGCGGGAGCAUCCAGGUGGAGGUGAGACGUGUCCUCCCCGCUAGAUCUCUGGAAUCCAUCGGAUCACCAUGCCCAGAGCCUUCCUGGUGAAGAGGAGGACCCCGCCGCCUCUAGUCCGCAGCUGGGACGAACUGCCCGACGAGGAGCGAGCGGACACCUACAUCCCAGACAGUAUUGACUGCAUCUUCAAGUAUGUGACUGAAGACAGCCUGAGUAACAGCAGCAGUAAUGGUGACCCUGUAGGGGAUAGUCCUGAGAGGGGCAGCAGUGACUCCAGCCUGUGUAAUGGGAGCCUGACCACCCCCAACAGUGCUGACCAGUGUGAAGACGACUUGUCACCUGAAGCAAAAGGCAGCAGUGAAGAGAAUGCUGAGGAACAAGCUCUGGAUCUGAAGAAAUCUUCUGCCAGAUCCAAAAUUAAGGUCACCACUGGAAAACUUACGGAGGAGAUUUAUAGCUGCCACAUGUGUGGUAAAGGGUUCCGCUUGCAGCGCAUGCUCAAUCGUCACCUCAAGUGUCAUAACCAGGUUAAAAGGCACCUCUGCACCUUCUGUGGGAAAGGAUUCAAUGAUACUUUCGAUCUGAAAAGACACGUGCGGACUCACACAGGUAUCCGGCCAUAUAAAUGUGACAUCUGCAACAAAGCAUUUACUCAGCGCUGCUCAUUGGAAUCUCAUCUGAAGAAAAUCCACGGGGUGCAGCAAGGGUAUGCGUAUAAGCAGAGGAGGGACAAGCUAUUUGUGUGUGAAGAAUGUGGUUACACUGGACCCUCCCAGGAGGAUUUAUAUUUGCAUGUUUACAAUACCCACCCUGGCAGUGCCUUCCUUAAGAAGACCACAAAAAAACUGAACGCUCUUCUACAGAACAAAAUUGCAUCUGUGCUCCAGGGAAGUCCUCCACCAGACGAAGAGGCGGAGUGAAAAGCACAUAAACUUUUUGUACAGAUGUUUACAAGAGAUAUGAACUUUUAUAUUUUUACUGAUAAUUUUAUUAUUUUUACUAAGGUAGAGGGAUGCCAACUUCUUAAUACAACAAACUGAUCAUAGAUACAUUUUAUUUGUCAUAAAGGAAACUACUGACUUAGCUUAAAAAAAAGUGACAUUUUUAUUUAACGGCCUGCUUUGGUACUGUGACAGUGUGUACAUAUCAUGAUAUGAUAGAUCUCAAAAUAUAAUGUCUCUGUACCAACAAUUGUAUAAAAAAAACAUUUACUUUGUAUACUAAGAUUUUUUUAAUAACAGUUAUGUUUUAUAUAUAUAUAAUGGGUGCUGGUACCUUUUUAAUAAAUGUAAGG
Molecule: messenger RNA, 1758 nt
Organism: Hyla sarda
Lineage: Eukaryota; Metazoa; Chordata; Amphibia; Anura; Hylidae
Gene: OVOL2
Product: ovo like zinc finger 2
Exons: 4
Coding region: 533-1384 (283 amino acids)
Biological process (GO): epidermal cell differentiation; regulation of transcription by RNA polymerase II
Cellular component (GO): nucleus
Molecular function (GO): RNA polymerase II cis-regulatory region sequence-specific DNA binding; DNA-binding transcription factor activity, RNA polymerase II-specific
Source: RefSeq, a predicted model, not a curated record